Molecule: messenger RNA, 643 nt
Organism: Babjeviella inositovora NRRL Y-12698
Lineage: Eukaryota; Fungi; Ascomycota; Pichiomycetes; Serinales
Gene: RPB7
Product: DNA-directed RNA polymerase II subunit
Exons: 2
Coding region: 112-627 (171 amino acids)
Biological process (GO): DNA-templated transcription; positive regulation of translational initiation; positive regulation of nuclear-transcribed mRNA poly(A) tail shortening
Cellular component (GO): RNA polymerase II, core complex; P-body
Molecular function (GO): single-stranded DNA binding; translation initiation factor binding; single-stranded RNA binding
Source: RefSeq, a predicted model, not a curated record
UUGAUAACACCUUGUUUAAACGAUACCAACCAUAAAACCCCGUCGAAAUAUCGGGUACCUGCAGUCCAUUUCAUUGCCAUACCCCCGUUUAAUUUAGCGUUCACACAUAUAAUGUUCUUCUUGAAAGAUUUAUCCCUCAAUUUGACCCUCCAUCCAUCUUACUUCGGGCCGCAGAUGGGGCAGUAUUUGAAGAACAAAUUGCUUACAGAUGUCGAAGGUACAUGCACAGGUCAAUUUGGAUACAUUGUGUGCGUGUUAGACUCCAUGGACGUUGAUGUAGGCAAGGGGAAGAUUCUCCCAGGCUCCGGGAUGGCGGAGUUUGAAGUCAAGUACACAGCCAUUGUCUGGAAGCCAUUUAAGGGUGAGGUUGUGGAUGGUGUCGUCACCAAUGUCAACCAGUUGGGGUGUUUUGUCGAUGUUGGGCCGUUGAACGUUUUCAUCAGUACACAUUCCAUCCCGUCGGACAUGAAGUAUGACCCAAUGUCUAAUCCUCCCAGCUAUGCCAGUGAGGACCAGAUAAUCGAGAAGGGCUCCAAGAUCAGAUUGAAGAUCUUGGGUACCAGGACCGAUGUGAAUGAGAUUUAUGCCAUUGGUAGUAUCAAGGAAGAUUACCUCGGUGCUCUAUAAGUUUGGCUGGUUGGAG